AUGAAGCAGGUCGCCCAGGAGGAACACGACGCCAACAAACUUGCAGGAGUUGUGAAUCACGUGUUGGAGAUUGAAGUGCGCGCACCCAAUUUGCCCAACUUGAAGUUAGUUGACUUGCCGGGAAUUGUCGCAGGGAAACUCAUUGACGAGCCCGGAGACAUGAUGCAACGCACACGAACACUAGUAGAAAAGUAUCUAAAGAUGCCAGACACUCUGGUGCUAGCAGUAACUCCAGCAUUUGAGCGUGUGCGCAACUCGCAGGCAUUUCAAUUGGUGCAGCAGUACAAGUUAACAGACAAGACGAUAGGCGUGUUGACCAUGGUAGAUCGCGCACGGGACGAAACGAACCCCGAGGGUCCUUUAACGCAAGUGCAAAACCGUCUGGACGGCACAUCGAGCGACAUCGUGAAGACGCGUGGUUUGAGGAAAACCUUCCUCGGUACAUCCAUCGCAAUCUUGCAUCCAGUACUGUACUAG
Messenger RNA from Phytophthora infestans T30-4, 477 nucleotides. RefSeq lists its product as uncharacterized. Gene Ontology annotation, molecular function: GTPase activity; microtubule binding. The record is from RefSeq and is a predicted model, not a curated record. Gene Ontology annotation, cellular component: cytoplasm; microtubule; membrane. Lineage: Eukaryota; Oomycota; Peronosporomycetes; Peronosporales; Peronosporaceae. The transcript has 2 exons. Bases 1 to 477 code for a protein of 158 amino acids.